Molecule: messenger RNA, 2192 nt
Organism: Caenorhabditis angaria
Lineage: Eukaryota; Metazoa; Nematoda; Chromadorea; Rhabditida; Rhabditidae
Source: the annotation of a GenBank genome assembly
CUGAAAAACGUGAGUUUUUACUAAAUUUGAAAUGACAUGUUGGUUUCUGGAACAUAUAGAAAAACUUUUUUAAAGAAAAUGAUUUUUUUCAACAUUUGCAAAAUCUACGAAAACUGAAUAGAAAAAAGAAACUUGCUCAUUUGUGUGUGACACUUUUUGAGCUCAUAAAUAACUGGUUUCUGAUAGAAGAGAAAAAAGAGAAAAUUUCGUGGAGAAGGAAUGUUUGUUCAAGAGCAAACAUAUGCGAAAUGAAUCAUUACACACGAUUUUUGCAUUUUUUUUUGUAUGUUUCGAGCACACGGGGGCGCUAAGUAACUAUGCGUUUCAUUCUCGCGUUCAGUUAAGUAUUGAGAUAGUGACUAUGUGAACUGUGAUGUUUUUAAUUUUCUAGUCCCAACGAUAUUUGCUACUCAAUUAGUGACUAAACUUUCACACUUUUCCUUAGAUUUGGACCUAAACGUAGAUUUAGUCUAAUUGUUGAGUUUUCUACUGUUUAAAAUAUCGAUGUCUAUUUUCCACUUCGAGUUUUUUAAUAGGAUUCGUUCAUUUUAUAUUUUCUCGAUUAUUAAAAAGGUAGAAAUCACAAAUUUCGAGAAGUUUUUUUUUAUUUUCAAGGUUCCAACUUUUUUGUUUCACAAUUUUUCAAACAAAAAUUCACACGAGGCCCAAUUUUGCAUUUAAUUUUCAAUCCACAAAAAUUGAAUAACAAUUCGCAAUUUGCACAAAAAAGUGUGGACAAAAAAGAUUAGGUGCAAAUCAGAAAAUAUUCAUGUUGCCUUUCAUUCUCUUUUUUCUGCCGAAUCCAACCGUUCUUCGUCGUUUUUCGCAUAUUUUCUUUGUUUGUAGCAGCACUUGAGCUUUCCGCGGCGGGUGUGCUCUCGCCAAGACUCUCUCUCUAUUUCUCUCUCUAACUUGCGUUGUUGAAGCUUGCGCAUACAUAUUUUCGCAUUGUAUUUAUCGAUUUUUGUAUGUAUUUGGCAGAAAUUAUGCAACUUUUUUCUAGACUUUGUUUAAAAUAUAAUUGAAAAACUUUUCCAGUUUUUCCAAAAAAUGGUUCAUGUUUGAAAAUUUGAAAUAACUUUUAGUCACAAUGUUGUGAAAAGUGUUAUUCGUAGAAUUUUCGUUUUCCGAUUUUCAGUGUGAAACAUAACAUUUUUAGAAUGUUUUGAAAAAUAUUCUUCUUGAUCAAUUUUGUGCAUACUUUUGCUCAAUAAUCUGUUUUCUAAACUUAAAGGUAUGUAACUGGUAUUCUGAUCAACCAAAUAAAAAAAGACAACCAGCCGUGACCGCACCUUGAUUUGUUUACCCAGAAAUCAACAUGUCAAAAAAGUGACUUCAUAAUCAUAUUUCCUCCAUCAUCCCCCUCUUUUACAGUACAGUAGUUCUUUCCAACAUCAAUUUUUUCUCUUCAAAAUUUCGGUCCAAUUUGGAGCACGUGGCAACCGGUGGGAUGGUUUGCCAUCAAAUUCAAAUCCCACAAUUUUCGCGUUUGUUUUUUUAAUCUUUCGUUUUCGAAAUAUUUUUUCAAACAACUGCCAUGGAAAAAUAAAUAAAUUUUUCAGGCAAAACGCUGCUUUAGGACCCGAAAUGUCGUCGAAUAAUAUUGCUAGUAAUACGGUAGCACAGUUGCAGCAAAUGGGACAAGUUGCUGGAACUGGACCUGAUGAGGUUUUUCAGCAUGGUACUAUUGGAAAAUUUAUCCGGAUGGAAUUAGAAGGUGAACAACUUUUUUUUUAACUUUUAAACAAAAAAAAGUGUUCAAAUAUUCAAAUUUCUUCUCCAAUACUGAAUUUUUAAAGGAGGUUUCUCAUCCUUUGUCAGAUGCAUCUACGAAGCAAAAAGGACGAAUAACAAUACAGUUACUUUAGUGUAAGUUCAAGUAUCUUCUAGAACUCUGCGCACAUCUAUCCCCUAUAAUUUUCAGAUGCGAGCGAGAUCAAGAAUGUUGCGAACAUGGUUGUUGUCCAAAAGAUCAACAUUGGAUGGCUGGCGUCUAUGUUCUUCUCGCAUUUGUUCUUCUUGUUUUUGUAGUUGGAACAUGUCUUAUGAUUUGCUGUUAUCAAAGAUCGAAAAAUCGCGAGCGAAAAGAAGAGCGCGAAGCAAUGGAAUAUAAUAAUAAUGCGGGAGGUUAUGCAGCUUCUCAGGUUGGCGGCGGAGGUGCUUAUUCUUCUUAUGGUGGACCUGGAUACUAA